Molecule: messenger RNA, 3481 nt
Organism: Helicoverpa zea (corn earworm)
Lineage: Eukaryota; Metazoa; Arthropoda; Insecta; Lepidoptera; Noctuidae
Gene: dgt1
Product: KAT8 regulatory NSL complex subunit 2
Exons: 11
Coding region: 219-1832 (537 amino acids)
Cellular component (GO): NSL complex
Source: RefSeq, a predicted model, not a curated record
GAGUAUGAGUAUUGACAAUUUAUUGUUGAGUCGAUGAAGUGAAAUUUUGCGCGGCUACGUGGAUUUGCGCGAUUACGACGAAAACAGUAUAAAAAAUAAGUUUUCGUGUGCUCUAAUUACGUAAUAUAUAAAGUAAUUGUGUGUUUCUUAUUGUUCAAUAUUUAUUUACUAUAUUGUGUGUUAGUGUAUAUAUUUAGAGUUUUAUUUUCCAAAGAACGAUGUAUUCGUUUAGAAGUGAAAAUGUUAACCAGCUGCAUGCGCAUAAUAUUCGGAUUACCGAACUUGAUUCUUCGAGUGCUAUGUCUCAGCCCCAACCUCAAAAGGUGGUGCAUCUGCCUAAGAUCAGAAUGCUGAGUCGAGGGGGCAGAGCGCCUUCAGGCGUUCGCAUCACCAAUGUGAAGUCUAUCAGACCACCUGACCCUGAGGCUGUGAAGAAACAGGAGGAAGUCAAGCUUAGGGCUCAGCUCCAAAAAGAAAUAGUAUCCAGGGCCCGGACCUGUGCGUACAAGAGUUACGAGUGUCCCCUACCAGUGGUGACGGGAAGACAGUAUUGCUACCGUCACAUACUGAAGGAUCCUACUGCACCGUACCGACAGUGUGCUCAUACGUAUGGCAAUGGGGAAAGGUGUCCGAUGCCUGCACCGAGUGAUGGAAGGGAUCAUAGGGACACUGGUCUCUGCUUCGAGCACGCUCGCGCGGCACUGUACGCGCGACAGCGCAGCGCCGCGCCGCCGCCGCCCGUCACUACUACCGAAACACUGCUUAAUCAGCUGCAGCAUUAUGUUAAGCCAGAACGUCCACGUACAACAUCGUGUGCAUCAUCAGUGUCAGUUGUCAGUGAUCCUGCUGAACAAGAGCAGGCUGAUCCAGAAAUUGUUGAUCCAUUCAAGCAAAUUGACGCAACAUCAAUCAACAAUGCCUACGCUACCGCCAUGAUGGAGUACGCGAGCUGCAGCGACAGUGACGGCGAGAGCGUCACCCUGGGGCCUGGCGGUGACUGCCGCGCUGGUGACCACGAGGAUCUGUCUGAUGCUGAAGACGCUCCCUGCGAGGAGACGCCGCUGUGGAAAGCAGGAGUAUACACAGCCGAGGAGGCCGUCAGCGUGGCACAGUCGGCACUGAAGAUGCUGCAGUCGGCGUACGUGACGCAGAUGUCGCGGCUGCGCGUGCUGCUGCACUCGGCGCGGCUGCUGUACCUGCGGGACCUCAAGGCGGAGAGGGACCAGUACUGCAGUAUAAACUCUCAAUCUCGGAGCGGUCCCCUCACGGUUCGUGAAAGGCGACAACUACGUAAACUGAAGGCCUAUGCUAGCUACCAUAGGAAACACGGCAACGAUGCUGUGUUAGCCAGGAAGAUGCACCAUAAGAGAGCUAAGCUAAACGACCCGUGUCCCAAUCGUCCCAUACCGUCGCAAGGUCGGUGUACGUUCACUGAGGGCGGAGUCAGAUGUCCUACCCACGUGCUACCUGCGGCUAAACAUUGUUUGAAGCAUAUAUUGCAUGAUAGGCAGCAGGUACUUUUCAAUGCUUGCGGCGACAUUCGAGGUGUAACCUCAUGCCGGGAGCCGGUCGCCAAGCUGCCGCUACCGUCCGCCGCCUGCCGCUACCAUACCGACCCGCCCGUCUAUACUGUCUUUACUUUAGAGAAACACGGGUCAGACACAGAAUCGGAACAACCUUCAACAUCAGAUGACUCCCACGCUGAUGAACUGUUAGACCCCCCUUCAGAGACCCUCCCUGACCUCACAGAGUCUCUAACCGAGGUCCAAGAAGACAGAGUGGAAGUCCAAGAGUUGGAAGUCGCAUACAGCCAGGAUAUGACGGAGGAAUGACAAAUAGCUGAUCUGGUUUACCAGAUGUACAAUGAUUUUGAAGUCUGCGAUGUGAAUGCUGGACAUUAAAAUGUGUGGGACAGUGGAACAAGAAAUGUUCUCUGAAAAGUGUAUUAUGAUAUGAUGGAACUGAUAUUAGGGCUUGUUUGGUUGAUAAAGAACUUUUAUGAUAAAGUGAAUGAUUAAGAGGUUUUAAUGUGAUGGGACUAUAACUGUCUUAUUAAGAAAUCUGGAAGCUGACCCCAACAUAGUUGGGAAAAUGCUUUACCAAUGAUGAUGAUGAUGAUUUCAGACCAUGUUGCAUAAUAACAUGAUUGGUGUAUAAACGUAAAGAUUUAAUUUACUUUUGUGAGGGUAAUUAGUAUGAUGUGGACGAUGUGGAUAUUAAAAAAAGUGGUAUAAUAAAAUGUGAUUAAAAAAAGACGAAAAUGCAGACACAAUCUUCGAAUAUCUUGAUUAAUGACUUAAUUCUUUGAAAAUGUGCGCUAAAAAUAAACAUUAAAUUGUGAUUUUAGACCAAAGUGACCAUUUUUGUGUUAAAAAGAUAAGAGAAUGUGACAUGAAUCUCGUUUAAAACAAUAAACGCAUAAAAAACGGCAAGAUCAGUAUUAAAAGUGCAUUUAUAAGUGACAAUUAAAUACCAAAACCAGUUAUUUUACAAAGUGUGAAUACAACUUUUCCAAUCAUGACCUUUUGUGAUAAACUGUACCUUUAUCAAAUUUUUGAAACAACUGUUACCUAUGACUAUUGUGUAAACCAUUAACUGUGUUUUUGAGAUUGACUAAAAUUCCUAACGUUAAUGGGAAAUGGCUAGGCAUAAUAUAAAGCUGGGUACUCACUUAGAAGUGUAGCACGUAACGUAUCAGAUACGGUAUCAACCUGCAAGUGGGGACGGCUCGUCCACGGUCCUCACGAGCACACUGCGAGCCGCCUUUGCGUUCGCAGUGAAACCGCCACUCGGCGGGUCACUGCGAGCUUACAGCGCUCCACGCGCGAGCGGCUCGCAGCGGGCUCGUGCCUACGUACUCACUUGAUACCGUAUCUGAUACGUUACGUGCUACACUGCUAAGUGAGUACCCAGCUUAUGCAACUAAUUAAACUUGGUGAUAAUAAUUAAUGAGAAAUAUGACUACACUUGACUAAUGUGGUAUUGUGAUGUGAAAGAUAAUUUUUGCCUUGAAUCAGAACAUUGUGAUAAAUAAAAGAACUAAAUUGAUUUGUUAUUGUGAGAAAUCGACUUUGGAAUUCGCUUAAUAGCUUAAAAAUUGUAUGGUAUAUGAAGAAAUAUAUAUGUAUGACAUUUGUGACAUAAAACUGUAUUGUUGUAAUAUUAGUUGAAAAAUUGUCGCCCAUUGGGCAUAUCUAUUUGACAACUGAAAAUUAUGCAGUUAUAGUUAAAUGGUGCCUCUCACCAUAAGUACUAUAACUUAUAUGCAAUUUAUAAUAUAGAAAAGUAUCCAAAUCCAAUAAUCUCUUUCAUAAAUGUUGUAAAACUUAAAACUAAACUAUAGGUACCCACCUUUUUCUGAAUCUUAUGUUCUAGUCUGCAAAUGUACCAAUGUAAUAAUUUAAGUAAGAAACCUAACUGAACACAUUGUAUUAUACUUUGUCAAUCUAAAUGUUCCAAAUAAAAAUAAUUCCAGUACAUA